AACUAAAUGGCCAGUGAGCGCGUGGUGUCCGCUGUGACUGGAGCGGGGGGUGAAAGGUCAGGCGGCGGCGGUUGGUGUGAUGGCGGCUUCCAGAAAAGUCUACGAGGUUUUCGUCUCCCGCGUCCCCUGGACCGCGGCGAACAAGGAAAUCAAGGAAUACUUUGGGCAAUUCGGUCAUGUGAAGAAAUGCCUGCUUCCAUUUGACAAAGAGUCUGGAUUCCACAGGGGAUUUGCCUGGGUUGGCUUCAGUUCAGAGGAGGGGCUGCACAAUGCACUGCAAAAAGAUCCACAUGUUGUAGAUGGAACGAAGCUUCAAGUUCAGAGAAACAGAAGAGUGUUUGAAGGACAAAGAUCAAAUAAUAAAGUCACCGAAUCAGCAAGUUAGCGGUGUGGGCCGCAGAUUAAUUGUAUUUGUUCAGGUUAUCGUUAAAUAAAAAUGGUAAUCUAGUUUAA
This is a messenger RNA of Callorhinchus milii (elephant shark), 453 nucleotides long. It is a transcript of the gene slirp, whose product is annotated as SRA stem-loop interacting RNA binding protein. NCBI's taxonomy places the organism in Eukaryota, Metazoa, Chordata, Chondrichthyes, Chimaeriformes, Callorhinchidae. The record is from RefSeq and is a predicted model, not a curated record. The coding region runs from base 80 to 385 and encodes 101 amino acids. The transcript has 4 exons. Gene Ontology annotation, biological process: spermatogenesis; positive regulation of mRNA splicing, via spliceosome. Gene Ontology annotation, molecular function: poly(U) RNA binding; mRNA 3'-UTR binding; poly(G) binding.